Molecule: messenger RNA, 1370 nt
Organism: Colletotrichum acutatum
Lineage: Eukaryota; Fungi; Ascomycota; Sordariomycetes; Glomerellales; Glomerellaceae
Product: paxneb protein
Exons: 2
Coding region: 222-1370 (382 amino acids)
Biological process (GO): tRNA wobble uridine modification
Cellular component (GO): cytoplasm; elongator holoenzyme complex; transcription elongation factor complex
Source: RefSeq, a predicted model, not a curated record
UUUGGAUUGUUAUCUUACACAUACUGCCAAUGAGUCAACAUCGGAAUUACUUCCACAUUCGUGAGAAUUUCAUGUAAUUGAUUUGGUCAUUAUUUCUCUGACACAACGACAGGUGCAAAAGGCUCAACCACUUGCAAAUCAAGAAUCUUCUUAGCACUGCAGUUUUUGAAGCAGGAUUUUUCGAGAAUUCGCAUUUCAGUGUCUCGAGCACACCUGGCACCAUGUCGUUCAGGAAGAAGAAUGUCGUCUUGGGACCAUCCGCCAGAGGCCCUUUGAGAGAAUCCAUAGCUCCGAAGCAGGAGGCUCUACCACCGGCGGGAACUCGUUCAUCACCCCUUGACGGCCGUCUUACAACCUCCACCGGAACGGCAUCACUGGACCAGCUGCUGGCAGGACAUGCAGGGCUACCGCUUGGCUACAGUAUUCUGAUAGAGGAGUCCGGAACGACAGACUUCUCGGGCGUGCUCCUCAGAUAUUAUGCCGCCGAGGGCCUCGUGCAGGGCCAACAAGUACACGUACUUGGCCCAACGGAUGCGUGGAGAGGAGAGCUUCCAGGACUUGGCAAAGCCAGUGGCUCAAGUAAGAAGAAAACGGCGUCGGCGUCAGAAGAGAAGAUGAAAAUCGCAUGGAGAUAUGAGAGCCUUGGCAACAAUGCCGGGACGAACAAUAAUAGUCCAACAGGGGCUGCUGAAGUUUUCUGUCACUCCUUUGACCUUGGAAAACGCCUCCAGCCUAGUGAAAUCAAGGGCGAACUGCAUGCAACCCCAUCAACUGCUGCCAUGACCUGGCUCCAACCAUCGGGACCCGGCAACUCUUCCCCUUUAGACACAUUUAUCAGCAACGUCUCAGCAAAGCUGAAGGCAACGCCGCCCGGUACUGUUCAUCGUAUUGUAGUGCCGAGCCUUCUGUCGCCCGCACUCUACGGUUCCUCGGUCUGCCGGCCGGCGGAUGCCCUGCAGUUUUUGCACAAACUGAGAGCACUGCUGCGCCAGCACGAAGGGAUUCUGACGGCCAUGAUCUCACUUUCUACCUCGCUAUUCCCGCGGUCGACAGGGUUUACACGAUGGAUGGAGUUAUUGUGUGAUGGUGUGCUGGAGAUGCUGCCCCUUCCGAGAAAAGUGCACGUCGAGCCGAAUACCAAGUCAGAAGACGUCGUGCAAGGUAUGCUCAAGGUGCAUAGCCUCCCUGUAUACCACGAGAGGGGAGGAGGAAUAGAGGGCCAGUCUUCGCGGGAAGACCUUUCCUUUAGAAUGAGCAGCUCAAGUGGGCUCAUUGUGAAGCCUUAUGUUCUCCCGCCUUUGUUGGACGAAGGGGAUGGGGGCCACGGAGCCAAGGCAGAGGGGAAGAAGGGGGAGAAGCUAGACUUUUGA